GCUGUAGCACCACCAUCGCCACCAGUCCCACUAGCACCACCAGUCCCACCAGCACCACCAAAGGAGAAAGGCCCCAUUCCUAAGGAGCACCAGAUCCUGCAAGAAGUUUUUGAGAGACUGCGGGUGAACUGUUAUGAUGCUACUCUUAAUCCUCAAACGAGGCGGAAGCUGGAUGAUGUUGCACGUAAGCUUGAGAACCUUUACGACAGGUUACGAGAAGAUGCGCUCGCACCAGCAACGAUAACCUAUCUUCAUGAGAUCGUACGGGCUCUACAGGAGAACAACUAUGACAAGGCACUGGGCCUGCACAGCCAGCUUGUCGCCAUCUCCAGCUUCUCCGAGACAAGCAGUUUCAUGCCUGCACUGAAGACCCUGCUCCAAAUCUCCAAACAGCUAGGUGUGUUUGUGCAAUAGCCCCACACUGUUGUUCCUGCUUAAGUCUUCUGCACCUAUGAUGCCUUGUCCCGCCGCGACACUUUUUUUCCCAUUUUCUUUCGCCUUUUUACUAGAAACCAAAACAGCACUUUCUUUCACUUUUAAUAAAGAAUGUUGGGUUUAAAAAACUGUAGUACCACUUAUUGUGUGAACCCUCAAAAUGAAAAGCGCAACAAUCAUGCCUAUAUGUUUUUACAACAAUUUUCUGUAAUUUUUUUUCAAGGGCUGAUUUUAUUUUUGUAGUUGAUUUUAUGAAGCUGUUUUUACACAGAGUCUCGCUUGUGAAUGGUGUAAGUUGUUUAUGACCCACAUUCUGGUCUGCUUGUGGGAGUGUAUCAGGAACAAGAGAGUGUGACUGUGCUGGGGUAGUCGUGUCAUAAGCGUGACUUGUUUUCCGAGUUGGGUGCCUGCGCUUUGUCGAUUUCUUGUGAUUCAGUGUAGAGCCUAUUUUUCACAAUGUGCUACACACAAACACAAACACUAGUACUCAAUGUUUCUUAACAUACCAUAUUUAAUUGCAUAAUUUGAGCACUUUUCUUUUUUCGCGAUCAUAAACUUCGAGAAGGGUGUGCGGAGAUUUCGUGAACACAUAUGAAAUGAUGUGCAAUAGUCCUAGCAGGUGUAGUAUAUAUGUUUAAAAAAAUGAAUUGGACUGGAAACGAAGUGCACUUUAUUAUAUAACAGAAUAUGCUAAAAGCUAUUACCAGUCGGAUCUGGUCGCACGAGGUCUAGUCGCGAUCACUGAUUGAAAGGGCCGAUUGGGAAUCAUCAUUGCAGCUGCUGUCACGGCCCUCCCAAAGUGCAUCUCCCAGAGUGCAAGGGAGCGCUUUUAAAUAGCCAAUUUUCUUGAAGCUCUUUUCUACACUGGUAGGAGAAACUAGGUCCCACGACCGGAUGACCUAAGCGUUAGCACAUAAUUGAAAAGGCCUUCUUCAGUGGCAGGAAACAGAUACAGGUAAACCUGGAUAUAAUGAAAUUGACCAAUCCUCAGAAAAAUUCGUUAUAUCAAGGAUGUCUCUCUCUGCUACUUUGUUGGCAAACUUUACAACAGCGAGCUUGAAUUUCGUCGUAUGUAUAAUUAUUCAAGCCCAUCACAAGGGAACAGUAAAAACAUGGACAGAUAGUGAAACCUAAACUUCUGAAAUUAAUGAAGCGUGCAUUUCAGCGCUGACGCAGAGGUUGAGGGGAACAGCGUGACAGGGCGACAGGCCCUUACGAGAGCCCUCACACGUCACUGAUGCAGAAAGCUGUCCCUGCUGUGAUGUGAGCGUGCAUUCUCAUGGUGAUUGAGAUGGAGGGAUAGAGGGCGGCGGACGCUUGAGCAGUUGCGGUGAACCAACAGUCUUGAGUGUACAGGUACGGUAUUCUAGGUUCAGGCUAAGUCCUCAGAAGGAGGGACAUCGCACUCAUAGCCCAUUUGGCUGCGCUCGCCUGCGAGGCGAAGCACCCAAGCAACUGUCUAAAGCAUUCGAAAGGCAAAAGUGUCUUCGUGCACGCACCGGUGAACUGGGUCAUGCAGGUCACAGAGCUCAAAACAUGCGAGUAAAAAAAAAUAUAUAUAUGUUGUUUUAGUAAAGCUGGCAAAAUAUUCGGGGUGUGCAAAUUAUGCGACUGAAUAUGGCAUUUAAUCGUUCUGGAAGUACUGUUGAAUUUGAUGUUAAGCCCAAACUGAAACAGUACUAAUUCAUUUCUCGUGGCUUGCUCAUUUAAUUCAGGACAACUUGAGCUAUUCUACUCUCAAACCUCGAUAUAACUAAUCGAGAUAUAACGAAAUAUCAGUUGUAACAAAGUAAAUAAAUAAUAUUCUCGCAAUAGAUUUAGUGCCAAGAAUAAACUUUUAACGAAUUUUUAGAUACAACAAACUUAUUUUCAUGUAAGAUGCAAGUUUGUUAUUAUGAGGUUCGAGUGCAGUUCAUGCCGGGUCUUGUUAGCUUUAUGGGUUUCUUUGAAAUGAGUGUGUUGUACAAAAGGAACCUCUCUUGAAACCAGUAAUUAAAAAGCAGGCAUUUACAGUACUUUAAAAAAAAUCUAAAAUGUUUAUACAGUAAAAUCUCACUAAGCGGAACCUGAAGGGACCAGGAAAAUGUUUCGUUUAACAGGACUUUCGUUUACUGAGAGAUGAGCAGGGGUGCAGAAUUCAGGUACGAAACUAAUUUUGCUAAGGGCAGAUGGUCCGUUUAAACAAAAGUUUUGUUUAACAGAGUUCAAUUGACUGAGAGUGCACUGUAGUCAACAUUAGCUACCCUUGAUGUUACAAUAUCAGGCUGUCUGAAAAAUAGGCAGAUUUUUUUUUUUUUGCCGUUUCGCGAAUUUCUUGUCACUUUGGUCUUUAGAGAAAAGAUCUUUCAGUGCUUGCACUUCUUGUGUGCACUUGUCGCAGUUUGUUUUUAUAUUGAAAGUCCUCUGUGGCACGAAAGCUUUUACUGAUGAAGCACAGUGAUAAGGAUGUUGAGGUCAUCCUGAAAAGCUGGUGUCUGCUGAGGGUAAUUUAGUUGGUAAACAUGUCACGUUGGGGCACAUAUUGUGUUACCAAUACAUAAAGAGAAAAUAUAUACCUAGGGUUGCAGCAGGAUGCAUUGACUUUUUUUUUGAAUAUGGCAAACCUCUAGAUGCUUCUUCCUAACGACCUGUCAUGCUUUUGGCAGGAUAUGCCUUUCUGUAGGAGUGUACUUCAGUGCUCAAUGCUUUUCUUUUGCAUAAUAGUCUAUCAGGCUCUCUUACUGGCUAGUUAUCUUUGCAAAUAAUAAUCUAUCUUGAGCCUUAUAGUUUUCUCAUUGGAUAGGCUUCAGCGCAAUUUAGAGGAAAACAAAAGGAGACACACAGAACACAGACGAGCGCUCGUCUGUGUUCUGUGUGUCUCCUUUUGUCUUCGUCUAAAUUGUGCUGAAGCCUAUCCAAUUAUGCACCAACUCGCCCAAGUCAAAGUGCUUUUAGAACACAUUUCUCAUCAUGCCGCGGUAGCUAUGCGUUCAAGCAGAGUGUUUUAAAAUUUUUGGUACAAAUCACCUUUAAUAUGUUGUCUGGUAAACACACUGUUUUCAAGGUUGCAAAUGCGAAGAAUAAAAGCUACAAAGAGGCUUUUAUGUUUCUUUUUGUUUUGUUCGCCAAUGUUGUAGGCACCAUGUGCAAAAGCUCUGAUGUCACAUGUUAUUACUGUGCUGAUUAUCAUGAACAGAGGCUGAUGAACUUUGUUAUUACUGUGCUGAUUAUCAUGAACGGGGGCUGAUGAACUUUGUGAUCUCUAGUUUCUGGCAGUUGCGUGCACUGGGCCGGUAUUAGUUGUGGCACAUAAAUUGAAGCUGCACUGUAUGUAAUGUUAGAACUUCUAGAUCCAAGUUUAGGAAAUUUCUGGAAAUAGGUUUCAUUUCAACAAUUUCUACCAAAAUGAUGUAAAGUUUCUAUUAAAAGUCUGGUUUUAACACUUCAGAUAUUUGUACAAGUGGUGGGUCAAGAGUUGCCAUUCUGCAGUACACUACAAGAAUAUAGAAAAUAAGAGAAACUCUGUACACAGGCGAGACGGUGUAUAUGCCAAUAUGUAGUAAUUUCUUAUUUAGAGAACAUUCAGUGGAAUUUCAACUUAUCUCUUCAAUUUACUAGAAUUUCCGGGAUCAGACUUGCGUAAAAGCUACUGAUUCUCUCUUCAGGUUCAUCCUGUCACUGUAGCAUUCUAUUGCAUGUAGCAGAAUCGAUAUGUCUAAGAACUUGAAUGGAAUAGCGAAGUUGUGCGAUAAACCAAUUUGUGUUCACAAAGUUUUUGAAACUUACCAGUCUCAUUUUUUAAAGUGGAUAAAUUUUUGCAGCCUGUUAUUGUGGUGCACAAUGCUCAUUUGGAAAUUUUUGUACUUCUGUUAUAAGCUACUGUUUAUAAAAAACAAAGGCAUCGUGUGCUGCAGUCUUGUCAUAUGAGAAAUGUUGACUUUGACGUUGUUGGGGAAUGAUUGCCAAUUGUUUAUAUAUAACGAACACAUAUAUAACAAAGAAACAAAUAAAAAUAGGUUGGUCAUGUUUUAUUGCAA
Rhipicephalus microplus (southern cattle tick) is the source of this 4451-nucleotide messenger RNA. RefSeq names its product COPII coat complex component secretory 31 (gene Sec31). Gene Ontology annotation, cellular component: COPII vesicle coat; endoplasmic reticulum exit site. Gene Ontology annotation, biological process: endoplasmic reticulum to Golgi vesicle-mediated transport; COPII-coated vesicle cargo loading; endoplasmic reticulum organization. Lineage: Eukaryota; Metazoa; Arthropoda; Arachnida; Ixodida; Ixodidae. The record is from RefSeq and is a predicted model, not a curated record. Gene Ontology annotation, molecular function: protein binding; structural molecule activity.